CUCAGAAUAAACUCUCUUUAACCAUGGGUUUGACAGCACAGGAAAAACAGCUCAUCAACAGCACCUGGGGCAAAAUAAAUGCCAAAGCCAUAGGAAAAGAGGCCCUUGGCAGGCUGCUGAAUACUUUUCCCUGGACCCAAAGAUACUUUAGUUCUUUUGGGAACCUCAGCAGUGCUGAAGCCAUCUUCCACAAUGAAGCUGUGGCUGCUCAUGGUGAAAAGGUGGUGACAUCUGUUGGAGAGGCCAUCAAACACAUGGACGACAUAAAGGGCUAUUAUGCUCAGCUGAGCAAGCACCACUCAGAAACCCUACAUGUGGAUCCAGCCAACUUCAAGCGCUUCGGUGGCUGCUUGUCCAUUACCCUGGCUCACCACUUUGGUGAAGAAUAUACACCAGAAUUGCAUGCUGCAUAUGAACAUCUGUUUGAUGUAAUUGCCGACGCCCUUGGCAGGGGUUACCACUGAACCAGCCUCAAGAACACCUGAAUGGAGUCGCUAAGCUACAUAGAAACAACCUACAGUACACUUUACUAAAUGUUUUCCCCCCAAAAUGUAGCCAUUCAUAUGAGCUCCUAAUAAAAGAAAGUUUCUUCACA
Messenger RNA from Xenopus laevis (African clawed frog), 595 nucleotides. It is a transcript of the gene hbg2.S, whose product is annotated as hemoglobin subunit gamma 2 S homeolog. Gene Ontology annotation, molecular function: oxygen carrier activity; organic acid binding; heme binding. Gene Ontology annotation, biological process: hydrogen peroxide catabolic process; cellular oxidant detoxification; oxygen transport. The record is from RefSeq and is marked provisional. Gene Ontology annotation, cellular component: haptoglobin-hemoglobin complex; hemoglobin complex; blood microparticle. NCBI's taxonomy places the organism in Eukaryota, Metazoa, Chordata, Amphibia, Anura, Pipidae. The coding region runs from base 24 to 464 and encodes 146 amino acids. The transcript has 3 exons.